This is a messenger RNA of Teleopsis dalmanni, 2241 nucleotides long. RefSeq lists its product as uncharacterized. Gene Ontology annotation, biological process: DNA integration. The record is from RefSeq and is a predicted model, not a curated record. Gene Ontology annotation, molecular function: nucleic acid binding. Lineage: Eukaryota; Metazoa; Arthropoda; Insecta; Diptera; Diopsidae. The transcript has a single exon. The coding region runs from base 1 to 2241 and encodes 746 amino acids.
AUGGUUGUUGUAGACUCAGCACAUGCAUUUAAGAUUCUGUUGGGUAGAAAUUGGCUUGAUAGGUUGGUACCUAAUUGGCGUAAAAAUUUUAUAGAAUCAACGUUGGUCAAUUUCGUAAAAGAAAACUGUGAAGUCGAUUUUACAAAACAUAAACAAUUAUUUAGUAAAGACAACAAUUCAACCAUUAUUGGUUAUGAGGCAGAAAUAGACCUUAAUGAUAAUGCUUAUCCAAUUUUCAGUAAAGCGCAUUCAGUUCCGUUUGGCGUACGACAAAAAGUAGAGGAGGAAAUCCAGAGAUUAUGUGCUAAAGGGGUUAUGGUGCCAACAACCAGAAGUAAAUGGGCGAGUCCCAUAGUUGUAGUAAAUAAAGGUGAUGGUAGCAUAAGAUUAUGUGUGAACUGCAGGAGAACAAUUAAUCGAUUUGUAGAAAAUGAGCAUCACGUUAUUCCGCGAAUUGACGACAUUUUGGCAACUUUGUCUGGGUGGAAAUAUUUUUGUAAAAUAGACUUGACGGGAGCAUAUUUGCAAGUCAAGGUGUCCGAAAGAUCACAAGAAUUUUUAACUGUGAAUACACAUGUUGGAUUAUAUAGGUACACUAGAAUGGUGUAUGGCUUAAAAACGGCACAAAAAAUUUUUUCAAAAAUUAUAAGUGAAAUUUUAAAGGGAUUGAAUAAAGUGCAUUCAUAUUUCGAUGAUCUUCUAAUUGGGGGAGCAAACAUGAAAGAAUGUGAAGAAAAUUUAAAAGCAACUUUAGACAGACUAUUAGAGGCAAACGUAAAAAUUAAUUAUGAAAAAUGCCAAUUUUUUAAAAAGGAAUUAACGUAUUUAGGUUACGUAAUUAAUCAAAAUGGAAUAUUGCCAUCAAGAAAAAAAGUCAAAGCAGUUUUAGAUGCCCCGGCGCCUACAAAUAAAUCAAAACUAAAAUCGUAUUUGGGUAUGGUUAAUUAUUAUAAUCAUUCAAUACCUAAUUUAUUGGCGGAAGUAUCGUCAUUACAUGAGCUAACUAAAAACAAUGUAACGUGGAUAUGGAAUGAAAAACAUCAAAAUAUAUUCGAAAAAUCAAAACAACUUAUUGCGAAUAUUGGCGUUUUAACACAUUAUGAUCCACAAAAACCAAUAAUUAUUUCGUGCGAUGCAAGUCCUUAUGGCUUGGGAGGCGUUCUGUCACAAAUUAUUGACGGUGAAGAACGUUCAGUUCAAUUCGCAUCUAGUACGUUGUCUCCGGCUGAAAAGAAUUACUCUCAACUUCAUCGCGAGGCUUUAGCGAUAGUUUUUGCAGUGAAGAAAUUUUAUAAUUAUAUUUUUGGGUUACCGUUUACCAUUGAAAGUGACCAUCAGCCAUUGCGGGAAAUUUUUUCAAUUAAAAAAGAUCUGCCAUCGGUAGCAGCGAACCGGUUACAGCGAUAUGCUGUUUUUUUAUCAAUGUAUGAUUACUCAAUUAAGUACAAGAAGGGAUCGCAAAUGGGAUAUGCGGACGCGCUGUCUCGUUUACCUCUGCAAGAAGAUACAAAUGAAGAUGACGAUAGUAUUAAUAUUUUUAACCUUAUAGGCGACCUUCCAAUUAAGAUUGACGACAUCAAAAAUGAAAUGUCGAAAGAUGUGGCACUAUUAAAAACGUACAAAUAUGUUAAGAAUGGGUGGCCAGAAAAAAUUGAUAAUAAUUUAAAAAAAUACUUUAAAAUUCGAAUAUCGUUAGCAACUGAAGAUAAGUGUGUUUUUUAUGGUGAAAGGAUUGUAAUUCCAGAGUCAUUGAGACCGAAAACAUUAGAACUGUUACAUAGUGGUCAUAUCGGAAUCGUCCGCAUGAAAGCUGUUGCUAGGACAUAUGUUUGGUGGCCGGGUAUAGAUGCUGCAGUUGAGGAGUUCGUCGGGUCAUGUGAAGCAUGUUGUAUGAAUCAAAAACCGUCGAAACAAAUUUUUACCAACUGGGAAGUAACAAGUGCUCCGUUUGAGCGUAUUCACGCUGAUUUUUGUAAAUUUCAAAAUUUGAAUAUUUUAGUAAUUGUUGACACUUAUUCGAAAUGGCUUGAAGCUAAAAUUUUGCGCAAAACUGACGCUAUUACAGUCAUAGAAGCGUUAAGAUCUACUUUUGCUAUUUUCGGGCUUCCGAAGAAAAUUGUGACGGACAAUGGUCCACCAUUUAGUUCAAAGGCGUUUAUAGAAUUUUUCAUUAAUAAUAAUAUCGAAUGUUUAAAAUCGCCACCAUAUCAUCCGCAAUCGAAUGGCACUGUGGAAAGUUGA